AUGCGAGAUCUAAAAACAUACCUCUCCGUGGCACCGGUAGUAAGUACUCUAUGGUUCGGGUCUUUAGCGGGUUUAUUGAUAGAGAUCAAUCGUUUAUUUCCGGAUGCGUUGAUAUUUCCUUUUUUUUCAUUCUAG
This is a messenger RNA of Ziziphus jujuba (common jujube), 135 nucleotides long. NCBI's taxonomy places the organism in Eukaryota, Viridiplantae, Streptophyta, Magnoliopsida, Rosales, Rhamnaceae. The record is from the annotation of a RefSeq genome assembly.